This is a messenger RNA of Monascus purpureus, 1948 nucleotides long. NCBI's taxonomy places the organism in Eukaryota, Fungi, Ascomycota, Eurotiomycetes, Eurotiales, Aspergillaceae. The record is from the annotation of a GenBank genome assembly.
CAAUAAACAGAUUCUCCAUUGAAGAACCUUGCGUACCAUUUCCUCUCUUUCCAGCGCCCGAUUAAGCUGUAACUUUCCCAGUGCAUCCCAUGGACGAGUCGCCUGGUCGUCGCGACAGCUACGGUGGUCUCAGUGACCAUGACCGACUGCCAGAAUCUGACGAGCUCAGCAUCCAAGAGCAUGACAAUUCCUCUCGACCUCAAGCACUGGCGGCCGCUGACCUGGAGAAAGACGAGACCGAUGUUGAAUCUGCGCGAUCUGCCAAUUCUGAACCCAAGGGACCCGAGAAAGACCCCCACCUGGUAGAAUGGGAUGGACUUGACGAUCCCCAAAACCCCAUCAACUGGCCAGUGUGGAAGAAAUGGGCCAUCACCAUGUCUCUGGCCUGGAUGUCCCUCUGGGUGACCUUUGCCAGCAGUGUUUUCUCUUCAGCGACAAUGGUAACAGCAGCCAAGUUCCACGUCUCGACCGAAGUCAUGACGCUGGGGACCAGUGUGUUGCUCUUUGGCUACAUGCUAGGCCCUCUCAUCUGGGGUCCCUUGUCCGAACUGUACGGCCGCAGGAUUCCCUUGUUCGUGGGUUACAUCGUCUUCAUCAUCUUCCAGAUCCCUGUCGCUGUCGCGCAGAAUAUCGAGACCAUUAUGCUCUGCCGGUUCAUCCAGGGCACCUUCGGCUGCUCUCCUCUCGUUGUCUGCGGCGGUGCUCUGGCGGAUUUCUGGGACCCGGUCAAUCGUGCCGUUGCUGUCGCCAUGUUCGCUUCUGCAACAUUUUUGGGUCCUACUUUCGGGCCUAUCGUUGGUGGUUUCAUCGUCAGUUCCCACCUUGGCUGGCGCUGGACAGCCUGGAUCACAUUGAUCGCCUCGUCAUUAUUCGGCCUCAUCGCCCUGUUCGUCAUCGAGGAGAGCUAUGCUCCCGUUAUCCUCCAGAAACGCGCAGCUCGUCUCCGCAGGGAAACGCACAACUGGGCCCUGCACUCCCUCCUGGACGAACGCAAACCCACCUUCAAAGACAUCAUCUUCAAAUACGUCCUCCGCCCGUUCCAAAUGCUCAUCUUCGAACCCAUCCUCCUCCUCAUCACCUUCUACCUCGCCUUCAUCUACGGCAUCCUCUACCUCUUCUUCGAAGCCUUCCCCGUCGCAUUCCAAGAAGUCCGCGGCUGGCACCACCCUGGCGUUGCCGCCCUCCCAUUCAUAGGCGUCCUAAUCGGCGUCCUGGCCGGCGUCGCCUUCAUAAUCAUAAUAACCAAAACCAGAUACGCCAGUCUGUUGGCGAAAAAUGGCCACGUUCCGCCUGAGGAACGCCUCCUCCCCAUGAUCCCCGCUGCCAUCGCCCUGCCCAUCGGCCUGUUCUGGUUCGGCUGGACCUCAAACCCUCACGUCAGCUGGGUCCCGCAGGUCAUCGCCAGUGUCCCGAUCGGUUUCGCCAUCCUCGUCAUCUUCAUGCAGGGUCUCAACUAUAUCGUCGAUGUGUAUCUGAUGUUCGCUAAUUCGGGCAUUGCGGCGAACACGAUCAUCCGGAGCGCUCUGGGAGGCGGCUUCCCGCUCUUCGCUGUGCAGAUGUAUCAUAAUCUGGGCGUCGCCUGGGCGUCGAGUUUGCUCGCUUUCCUGUCCAUUGCUAUGGCUCCUAUUCCGGUUCUGUUCUUCUUAUUCGGGAAGAAGAUUCGCAGCUGGAGUAGGUUCAGUCCUACCCUGUGAGGGGGGCGAUAUAUUCAAAAGAAAGGAAAGGUCUACUGUUCUCAUUGUCCCUAGUCUGCAUUGGUUUCGGUUUUCUAGCCUCGGCGUGGGGCUGACUCUACAUGACUAAUUGGUUAAAAUCAUGAUUAAUGGAUGUACAAAUAGAGUCUGUUUGGCAUUCACAUGGUGCAUCCAUAUUUAUUUGCAUUUUGUUUCAAUUUUAAUAUAGUAUGGAGGUAGGAUAGUCUUAAUUAAUACUAGUCAGUUAACCGAAU